GCGGAUGUGGCACGACAUCUUGCAACCCUGCGCGAACUUUCUGACGCUGAUGCGAUGUUGGACGUCGAGCGCGCAGCGGGAAGCCUCUCAGGGAAACUUGUUGCUUUGGAGAUGUACGACGCCGCCCUUCUCGCAUUGCGCGCGAUGCAUCCAAGACUGUGUCGGCUACUUGGCUUAGCUCCAUUGUCAACUAAUUCCACGCAGCUCGAUCUACUCAGUAUAUCAUUACCCGACGAAGCCACUACUCCUACGCCAACCCUGCUCACCCUCACAACUACAUUUCUACUUCACACACUGACUGUCCUCUCGUCCCAGACACCUUCAAAGGUUCCCUUGACCUCGUUCGUGGGCUGUCUCACGUUGUCGUCUUCGAUCACGCUGCUCACGUGGGCGCGCCUGAUCCCACCACACACAUCGACGCGACACUAACACGCGCGUAUAGCUGCGUCGUGCGGCUGGCGGCCACGCCAGGGAUCACACCGAUUCAGGCGUUUGCACUACGGAGGUAGGGCUGGGGUGUCUGGCGCACACGGAGUCGGGGAAGGUCGAGCCCCGGGCGUUCUGGGACCAAGCAACCAAGGCGGCUGGGGCGCUCAUCAAAGCUACGGCGGCGACCGAGGUGGAUGCAGUGACGACUACGGUGCUCGAAGCGUUCGAUGAUUUGGUGGGCCGAGCACAGCAGAGGCCAGACGCGGAGGCUUUCAUGAGUGGGAAGGCGUUUGCUGCAUUUUGUGAGUGCUGGACGAACUGUGCGAAUCGAACCAGGAAUAUAUCCGCCCUGGGCCAAGUCGCAAAUGUUGUGGGGAAGCCAUCUACAGACACGGUGGACCUUUCGGUGCAGUGCACACAGAGUUGCACUUUGUUUGCACAGAUCGCUGCUGCAAAGGAGACAGACCUAAUGGAUGCUGUAGAUUGGGCUGGCGUCACGCUUGUGUUGUCAAACCCUGAUCUCCGCGGUAAAAUGUAUCGAGCGAUGGAGAAAGCAAGACGGAGCGUGAUAACAUCGGUUGAUGAGGGAAACGGUGGCGCUGGAUUUGUCGAGAAGGUGAUGGACGUGCUCGAGUGUUUGGUGCAGCAGAAUGCGACCAACGACACACUGACCUCGCUACUCGACACGAUCUUCUCCGUGUCGCGAUGGACUCUCGCUGGAUCGCCUCCAAAGGCCCACGCGACUCUGACACGUGCGGUGGCAGCGCUGGACUUGACAACGGAACGGAAAGCAAAUUAUGCGCGAUGUGUUUCUGGCGCAUUCCACAACCUAGCAGGGACGCUGUACAACGCGACCAAGUAUGGAGCGGCGAUCCCGUUCUUGGAGGACGGCUGUAAGCUGGGUGGCAACGCACGGGAGCUGCGCCGCCAGGAACAAACCAAAGACGACAAGAAUGCCGAUGGGUGGAAACAGCUAGACGAGCAGCUCUGGAGGCGUUGGGAAUUGUUAGGGGUCUGCUUCUCUAAAUUGGGGAACCGCCGGUCAGCGCACGCGAGCUUUGUUGAAUGCAUCAAAGCAUUCCCAUACGACCUGUAUCCGGUAUGCCCAAAGUGGUUCGAGUGCUCACCUGCAACGGUGCAGCUGGGCACCAUCGUUGACCGGACGACGUACCUGGGCGCGUGCGAAUUGUUCCUGGAUCCUGGCCAGGUGGUCCUGGUGACAGAUCAGCCCCUGCUGCUUGAGCGACAACUGGCGUCGCUGGCGGCUAGCCGAUGGAAAGAAGGCGUGCAGCGCGUCAUGCAGACUCUGCUGCGUGCGCUGCUGGAUGUCAGCAAGGACCGUGCUGGUGUCCUGGUCGCGUGUCUAGAGUUUGGGUAUUACACAGGGCUCAGCGUCGUUGAUGGCGCCGCGGACGAGGUCGAACUCUUGUGCGCCGAUGAUCCCACCCGCUUGCACACGCGCGCCUCGGCUCAUCUUUGGGCUGCCCUCGAUGCCCAUAAGCAAGCGGAAUCAAUGACGGCUCAUGUUGAGAUUGCGUGUCGGGUUCUGGAGGGUACGAACGCUCCGAAGAAAACCGUCGCCUCAAAACCUCUGCGUAGGACAGCAAAAGCGCAGUCAUCCAAGGCACAGUCAUCCAAAGUGCAGACACCGAAAGUGGAAACACCUGCACAGUUGCUCGAGUUACUGCAUCUUGUUGCCCGGGUGCUGAGUCUUCAACGACAUGUGUUGCUCAAGGUGAGGGUGUUGGACAUCACGCGACGGCUGUCACAGGACUCGGACGCGACUCAGGAGGGACACGUGAUCGCGUGCAUGGAGCUGGGGAUCGAGUACGGGCGACUCGGCAAAACGCGACGGGCGACGGGGCUGUUUGCGCAAGCAUACGGGUCGCUUGGAGGGGUGCCUGAGGAGCUGUGUGUGUUGGUGUGUUUGCGUUAUGCGGAGGCCCUGGUUUUAGCGAACGAUGUUGCUAGGAGCGUGCAAAUCUAUACAGAGGCGAUGGAGCGCGCACAAAUGUCUGAAAGCACGGAAAAGCCAGCAGCCACGACAGUUGAGCGGGUCUAUGUGCGAGUUGGACGGCUAGAACGAGCGGCGGUGGCAGCGAGCGUGUUUGGCCAGAUUCAGCGCGCGCGAGAAGACAUCUUGAUGUAUGCUGAGGCGAUGCUACGUGCGUUGAGGCUGUGGAAUCGCGCAGUUGAUACCCUGGCACGGCUCUCCCCGACAUCAACUCCCGACGAUGAUCCUUUCUCCGCUUCGACCCCGAGCACCGCGACCAAACCGCGGAAGAUUACAGGCAUUACCGAGUUUCGUGUCUCUGAGGGUCUUCUGGCGACAUUGUUCUCGCUGUGUGAGAUGUACAGCGCCAGGGGCUCGGCGCGGGAGGCUGAGUACUUUGCCAGUCAGGCGCAUGAGUUGGCGGAAGGUCUGGCCGCGAUUACGCUGUCCUCGCGUGCAGUGACUCGCAGGGGCGAAAUCCAGAUGCAUAUGCGCCAGAUCACUGAAGCUGAAGCCAGUCUUGCGCUCGCUACCCCGGAUGGCAUCGGCCGAGAUGCAGCGGAACUCAAAGGUCUGGCGGGCGAUCUCAGUCGCCUACAGGACAGGGAUAGUGAUGCUGGUGCUCUCUAUGAGCAGGCCUAUCAGAUCCUGGACGAGGUCGACGGCCAGUUCCGCGCUUUGGAAGUGGACAGGUCACGGCAAUCUGCGGAAUUUGGUCAAAGCGUGGAUGGCGAUCUUGUAGCGGAUGUUCUGCGGAAACACAUCUGGCUGCUACGCGACAACUCAACUGCAUAUUCAGCUCUUCUCCAGCGCUUCCUCGCUCUGCCUGCUUCUUUGCGCAACAAUGCCCAGGAAAACGUACUCUUAGGCCGGCUGACAUUGCAUCAAGUGUACGACCGUUUCAGGACUGAUAUGUUCCUCUCCGAGUCGACUAUUGCACUUCCCAUGAGUGUUCCUCCGCCGUCCCACGACAUCCUGCGCACUCUGGAAUCGGCUGAACAGCUCUUCUGGCUUGAUCUCACCCUUUUCGCACGCACCGGUGAUGUGACACGAUUGCGUGACGGGAGUGUGAGUCUGGCUGCUGUGCGCGCGCUGCAGACGUCGCUCGGGCAUGGGAAUGCUGUUGAUGGGGCCGAUGCGGUGCUGGUGGCUGGGCUGCUGGAUGGAGCGAGUGCGAUUGCUCUCGGUCGCGAGAUGGUCGAGGCGAUCGAGCACAAGGUAGUCGCUGCCAGAAGAGAUGAUCUGGAGUGGGUUGCAGCUCACGAGGUAGCAGUCACAGUUGCUGCUGUGGAGGACGACGACGAUGAAGAUGCAUCCACGCAACUGCUGUCCGAGUACUGGUCAUCCAUCAAGCUCAGAUACACGAGCCAGGCACCAGACGUUUCGACGCUGUCUGCGUCGCGGAUGGCUGGUGUGCCGGCGAACUGGACAGUUGUGCACAUGACGGUGACCGACGACCGCCGGACGUUGUUUGUGUCGCGGCAGUAUGGCUCUGGGACACAGCCGCCGUUGGUGUUUUGCAUUCCACUGCAAGGUCGAGACGGUGCCGAUCAGCAUCUCACAUAUGACGAUGCCGUGCGGGAGUUCGCGGAGAUCGUCAAGCUGAGCGAUCAAGGCACCAGAGGGGCCGUGCAUGUCGACAAAGACGAUCCCGAAGCCAGGGCAAAGUGGUGGAGAGAACGCAGUCGGCUUGAUGGCCGGAUGAAAGAGCUUGUGGAGAACAUCGAAUUCUGUUGGCUGGGUGCGUUCAAAACGAUCUUAUCCCCACGCUCAAAUCUGCUUCCGCCUGCCAUUGCUGAGCUGCGGGUCCAAUUUGACCGUGUGUUCCAGCGUGCGCUGCGGUUGCAGGACAGCAAAGUGGGACCGCAAAAGCUGGACGACGAUCUGCUCGCGUGUUUUGCAACGCUGUCGCCCAAGUGCCGGGACGAAGAGCUCGAGGAUCUUGUCUACUUUGUGCUGGAUCUGUACCAGUUGCAUGGCAUGCCAGUUGCUGUUGCAGAAGUCGACAUUGAUCAGGUCGUUGUUGAUCUUCGGAGUGUGCUAGAGGAGCACCAUCGCAGGCAGCGGGGCGCUGCCGCUGUUCCUCCCACCAACGACGAGCACGUGUUUCUCGUGCUCGACAAGAAUUUGCAGGGCUUACCGUGGGAAAGCACACCAAUUCUGCGAGGGCGGAGUGUCAGCCGGAUCCCCAAUCUCGAUUUUCUGCUAGAUAGAAUCAAGCUGGCGAGCUGGCAAAAACACGGCGCCGGCUCAGCCGCUGUUGUCGACCGAGCAGUCGUCAACCCGCGCAAGGGCGUCUGUGUCCUCAAUCCUUCCGGCGACCUGCACAAGACCGAGGCGCGUUUCUCCGCCUGGACCGAGUCGCAAAGGACACGUAAUGGCUGGGAGACCAUCGUCGGCCGUCCGCCGUCCGAGAUGGAGUUUUUGAGGGCACUGAGUACGAGCGACCUCGUUGUUUACUUUGGACACGGAGGCGGCGAGCAAUACGCCAGGGCACAUCGCAUCCGGAACUUGACGCGUUGCGCAGCGGUGAUGCUCUGGGGCUGCUCCAGCGGUCUUUUGCGCGAUCUCGGCGAUUAUGAGCGCAUCGGCACGCCCUGGAAUUAUAUGGUCGCUGGCUGCCCUUCCCUGGUGGCCAACCUUUGGGACGUGACUGACCGUGACAUCGACUUGUUCUCGCAGGCGGUGUUCGACAAACUCGCGCUCGGAGGACCGCAGCGUAGCGAUCCUGUGUCGGUUGUCGCUGCCGUAGCCCAAUCCCGGGACGUCUGCAAGCUCAAAUAUCUGACCGGUGCUGCCCCCGUUGUUUAUGGCAUCCCGUUUUAUCUGUAAUGCAAUAUGAUAUUCAAUAACUAACGAAUAUAUGGGGAGAAAGGUCGUGAGUUUCAUUAGUAGCGUCUAUGUGCGUGUCCGAGGUGACUGUUUGCUGCCAGACAGAUCCUGAAUGUCGAAAAAUAUGGCGAUCCCGAACGAAAACCAGAGCAAACACGCUGCCGCCGUUGACACAUUGUAGGCGUUGCACCUACAUAUUAUGAACGAAUGAACAGCGAAUGGAGAACGAAACAACACGCACCAGCCCUGGAAUCCACCGCUCGGGCACCGCUUGCCAAUCAUCACAAACACAAACACGGCGCCCCACACUAGAAAUCCUACAGAAUCAACCGCUGUGAUCGUCUUGGCCCAUGAACGGGCAUGCUUCCACGCCUCUUCCAUCGCCAGCCCCGCAAACACACUCCGUCGUCGGGCCUUCCUCCGCUUUCGCCGAGCCGCGCCUGGAUCGUAUCCACCCGGAACGGACCCCAACUCAUCAUCAUACUCGUCGUCCGAGUCAUCGUCGAGAUCAUCAGGCCGGCCGAAGGCAUUCGGGUCGACGAUCAAGUUCACCUGAACGUCGCCGGCAGCGGGCGGACCGUGUUUCCCGUGUUUGCCCUUUUUCGGCUUCCUGCCUUUCUUGCCGUUCUGGGUGGUCACAGGAAGCACCAUCAUCCCGUUUGCAGCAGGUCCCGCCGGUUUGCGCCGCUUGCCGGCACAGCAGCAUGGACGAAACGCAAACAGCCACAAAAGCAGCAGCACGAAGAUCGCAGAGAAUGCGUACAAAACAUAAGCCGAUGCGGUCCCCGCUGGGGGAGCGGCCGGAGUCGGUUUGAUUAGCUGUGGGCAUGUCAGUACAUGAUAUGGAGUAGCCAUGCGCCACAACACGUACCGCUGCAGCAUAUAUUGACGGUACAGCAGCCACUCCGGCCAGCACAAUCUGCAGCGCCCUCAACGCGAUGCGCUUCUUCGGGCCCUUGGUCACUAGCUGGCCCUUGGCAUUCACCGUCCCCACAAGUGGUUUCCCAUCCGCGUCCAAAAACUCCCCAUUGCUAGCUGCCGUCGGUUUUGAGCUGUCCUGGUUUCGCGAAGACGUCCCAAACUCGCGCUCAAGCAUGCGCAUGCGUUCUUCUUUGAGCGCCGGGUCGAUUGGCCCGUACUCGGGGGGUUCUGAACUCCACGGAAGAUAGUCCCGGCUCGAGUCCGUGAAUGGAUCCACACCAUCUUCCUCGAACGUUCGUUUGGACCCCCAUGAUGAAUGUGGCAGCGGGGUGUACAUGUCAGGUGGCGAUACCGGUGUUGGGAUCGACGAUCUCGAGCCGGCGGUGCCUGGGUUGUUAGUGUUAUACCAGUUGCGCGACCAAGCGGGAAAGUGUGCGGUGUCGAGAGCCGGGGAUGAAUUGCGUGGUGGUUGGAGGUAAGGGUGAUUGUGAUUGUUAGCGGAGCGGGGUGACGCAGGGUGUGAGUUCCGGGUAGAGUGCGAUUGCACGGAGGGCGGAGGAAGCGAGAAGGGUCUUCGGGUUGUGUUUCGCCCGCCGGAAUUAGUAUGUGUGUUAGAUGAUAAUGUAUCGCCACGAGACAUAGACGUCGGCAUGCGCGCAGCAAGCGGCCGGUGUGUGGGGGGAUACAUGCCGUGGGACAUAUGCUCUAGUGACCGGAGCGUCAUGCGGUAGUCUGCCAGAUCAAGGGCCUCCACAGAGACGUCGGAGGGCUCCCUGCGCCGAGCAGGAAAAUCGUACGGGUCGUAUGCGUCGUAAUCAUAAUCCCUCCUCCUGAAUGGAUCGGAGUGGGGUGGGUUGGAGCGGCCACCAGAGCUUCGAGGUAGUGGGUCGUAGGGCUCGGGAGACCAGGGGCGGCGAAAUUGAGAUGGCCGGGCAUCGUACGCGGGAUCCGGAUGGUACAUGGAGAUUAAGACGAGAAAAAGCGGUCGUUACGAAAUCGUAGUCGUGAAAUUAUCGUGAGAGGAUCGUUAAUGAUGCACUGUGCAAAAGAAGAGGAGGGCGAGGGGUCGGGAAGAGAGAAGCGGCGUCCGUAGACGAGAAGCGCAAGCUAAUAGUGUCGAGCGAGCACAAAGUCCUGGGGAGAGGAUCGCACAGCCGAGCGUGGGAACACGUGCGAUUGCCAGACGUGUUUGGUCGUGUGUCGAGCUCGAUCAUUCGUCCCCGCCGCCAUGCAGGACGGUCGCGCGCCGAGAAUAAAAACCGCGCUCCGGCGGCGAUUCAGAUCACCGCCGAACAACUCCUUCGCGAGGCCCAAGAACGACAAGAAUCCGCCUUUCGUGCGCCGAGACAGCGGGUUGAGGAUUUUGAGGAGCUUCAUGAGUACCGGGGCAGGAAACGAAAGGAGUUCGAGGAGCGGGUGCGGCGCACAAGGGGAAGCAUGUUUUAAGGAAUGGUUGCAGUAUGCGAACUGGGAGGUACGCGCCGUGAUUCUGUCUUACCACUUCCUCCACCUCAUCAUUAUCCCGCAGGCCAGUCAAAAUGAAUUUGCGCGUUCUCGAUCUGUUUUUGAACGUGCGCUGGACGUCGACCCACGUAGCAUCCAGCUCUGGCUUUCGUACACGGAGAUGGAGUUGAAAUCACGCAACGUCCAGCACGCGCGUAACCUAUUCGACCGCGCUGUCACGCUCCUCCCGCGGGUCGACCAGCUCUGGUACAAGUACGUCUACCUCGAGGAGUUGCUGCAGAACGUGCCCGGUGCCCGGCAGGUGUUCGAGCGCUGGAUGCAGUGGGAACCGGAUGACAAGGCGUGGCAGGCAUACAUUAAAAUGGAGGAACGCUACCAAGAGCUUGACCGAGCGAGCGCGAUCUUCGAACGAUGGGUCGGGAUUCGACCAGAGCCGAGGGUGUGGGUGAAGUGGGGCAAGUUCGAGGAAGAGAGGGGGAAGCUGGACAAGGCUCGCGAGGUAUUCCAAACUGCGCUUGAGUUCUUCGGAGACGACGAGGAGCAGGUUGAGAAGGCUCAGGCUGUCUUUGGUGCAUUUGCCAAGAUGGAAACUCGGUUGAAAGAGUUUGAACGGGCUAGGGUGGUCUAUAAGUUUGCGUUAUCUCGAAUCUCGCGGUCGAAAUCGGCAGGGCUUUACGCCUCUUAUAGCAAGUUUGAAAAGCAACACGGAACUCGCACGACCCUCGAAAACACUGUCUUGGGCAAGCGAAGAAUUCAGUACGAGGACGAGAUUUCGCGAGAUGGCAGAAACUACGAUGUUUGGUUCGACUACGCUCGUCUUGAAGAGACCGCCCUCCGAGAUCUGAAAGAGGAAGGCGCCACUGCUGAAGAAGAAGAGGCCGCCAUCGGACGUGUGCGAGAAGUAUACGAACGCGCUGUUGCCCAGGUGCCUCCAGGGAAUGAGAAAAGGCAUUGGAGGAGAUACAUAUUCUUGUGGCUUGACUAUGCUCUCUUUGAAGAAAUUGAGACCAAGGACUUUGCACGGGUCCGCCAGAUUUACAACGCGGCGAUCAAGCUUGUGCCUCACAAGCAGUUCACGUUCGCGAAACUGUGGCUCAUGUUUGCCAAGUUCGAAGUGCGCAGGCUAGACCUCCCUGCCGCACGGAAAAUCUUGGGUGCAGCGAUCGGAAUGGCACCGAAGGAAGCUCUCUUCAAGGGUUAUAUUGACCUUGAAAUAGAGCUACGAGAAUUCGAUCGUGCUCGCGCCUUGUACCAAAAAUACCUCGAGUUUGAUUCGGCAAACGCCCCCGCGUGGAUCAAGUUUGCUGAAUUGGAGUCACAACUGCAAGACUUUGCCCGGACUCGAUCCAUAUUCGAACUGGGCGUCUCUCAGUCUCCGCUGUCGAUGCCCGAACUGUUAUGGAAGGCAUUCAUCGAUUUUGAAAUUGAAGAGGGCGAACGAGAUGCUGCGCGGAACUUGUAUGAACGUCUCCUUCAACUCAGUGGUCACGUCAAAGUUUGGAUAUCCUACGCUUUGUUUGAGGCGGAGCCUAUUCCGAUCGCACGUGCUUUGCGGGAUGAGGAGGAGGAGGACGAUGAGGAGGCUGAGGUCAAGACGGUGGAAGGAGACCCGGUUCUGGCACGCCAGGUGUUCGAGCGUGGGUACAAAGAUCUGAAGGACAAAGGACUCAAGAGCGAGCGUGUGGCACUGCUUGAGGUCUGGAAGACAUUCGAAGAGACGCACGGCAGUGAGAGCGACGUCAAGAAGGUCCAAGAGAUGAUGCCAAUUGUCAGUAAACGGCGCGUUGUCGACGCCGAGACUGGGCAGACGGUCGAAGACUGGGACAUGGUGUUUGCUGACGACGAGCGGGAAUCCAAUCCGACCACCUUCAAAUUCUUGCAGAUGGCACAUGCCUGGAAAACGGCUCAGGGUGGUGCCACUGCCCUUUCUGGCUUCACUUCCGCACCAGGCGAUGAUGACGCUGAGAGCGAUGUCGCAAGCUCGAAUGGAGGAGAAUCUGACUGAUCGUAUACAUCCGCUACAUAUUGUACUUACUUACGGGCUCGGUAAAACGCGUUUCAAGCUCGGUCAUGACGCGACGCGUUAUUUGCCUCUGUUGAUUAUUUCUUGCAUGCAUGCUAUUUUCACUUGGGCGGCGUUGCUUUUCUACUGCUCUACAGCAGAUUGAAAAGGAUGGUGCUCGCCUUCUUCGUGUCGUCAAGCGCCGGAUCGACGACAGGGUGGCCUUGACAUCCCAACUCACCGAAACCAUGUCCACACCCGAAGACGUGGCCAGAUUGAAGAAACUGAAGGAAUCAGAGCCACUGCAGGAACUAUGGGACAAGUGGAUACACACCCGGGAGGCCCUGCGCGAGACCACCACGCUGCUCGACGAUCCGGACCUGCGCUCCAUGGCGUCGGAAGACUACGACAUGCUCUCCCAGGCGAUGCAGGACAUGCUAACCACAGAGUUCCCCAGAAUCCUCGUACCCCCGUCACGCACCUCGCAUCUAUCUGCCCUGGUCGAACUCAAGUCGGGCGUCGGCGGCUCGGAGGCGUCGCUCUUCCUCGGAGACAUGCUGCGGAUGUAUCUACGUCUCGCGCAGACGUCGCGCUGGAAAGCAAAUGUCGUGUCGCAGAAUAACCUGGACUCGGGCGGGAUCAAGGAUGCUGUGGUGGAGUUCAAGGGCGUCGGGGCGUAUGACUCGUUCAGUUUGGAGACCGGCGUGCAUCGUGUGCAAAGAGUGCCGGCGACGGAGCAGAGCGGGAGGACACAUACAAGCACAGUAGCGGUCGUGGUUCUUCCGCUAGUUGAGGAAUCGGAAGUACAGAAGGAGGAGCUGUAUUCGAUGAGCGACAUCAAAAUCGAGGUCAUGCGGGCUAGAGGCGCUGGCGGGCAGCAUGUAAACAAGACCGAAUCGGCCGUUCGACUGACUCAUAUCCCCACGGGAAUCACUGUGGCCAUGCAGGACGAGCGUUCUCAACAUACCAACCGACGGCGUGCAUUCCAGGUGCUCGCGAGUCGGCUGAUGGAAGUCAAGCUUGCUCGUGAGAUGGAAGAGCGGCGAGCGAGCCGGAGGAAUCUCGUCCAGAGCGCCGACCGCAGUGACAAGAUCCGCACGUACAACUACGCCCAGGAGCGUGUUACGGAUCAUCGUAUCGGGCUCUCGUUGAUGAAUCUUACCUCCGUCAUGGAAGGGGACGGGCUACAAGACUUUUUGAUCGCGCUGCAGAAAGAUCACGAGGAAAGUCAGAUGGAGGAUAUCUUACAAGACGAUAAGUAAUGCACGCAUGAAUUCGUUAUGUACAAUACAUCUACAAGACGAGAUGGGAUCUGCCGGGGUCCCAAUCGAUUCCUGCAGCUCCACCCCGAAGAUCCCGAAUCUAUCUCGCCGAUCGGUUUCAUGAGGAGAACGAGGGGUUCAUGGUUGGCCAACGAGUUCAUUGUGUUUGAGCGACAAU
Messenger RNA from Mycena citricolor, 11081 nucleotides. The record is from the annotation of a GenBank genome assembly. NCBI's taxonomy places the organism in Eukaryota, Fungi, Basidiomycota, Agaricomycetes, Agaricales, Mycenaceae.